Molecule: messenger RNA, 535 nt
Organism: Trifolium pratense (red clover)
Lineage: Eukaryota; Viridiplantae; Streptophyta; Magnoliopsida; Fabales; Fabaceae
Product: heavy metal-associated isoprenylated plant protein 39-like
Exons: 3
Coding region: 119-433 (104 amino acids)
Molecular function (GO): metal ion binding
Source: RefSeq, a predicted model, not a curated record
CUUUUACAUCAUCACCACUACUUGAAAACACUUCUUCAUCAACUAGCCCUUCUUCUUAUUCCUUUGCAAUUCUCACACUAAAAAUUCUAAAUUAGCUCUCUCACAAACUUUGACAACAAUGAAGAACGUAGUGUUGAAGGUUGAUAUUCAUAAUGAUAAAAUCAAGCAAAAAGUGAUGAAGAAAGCAUCUAGCCUUUCAGGGGUUGAAUCAAUAUCAAUAGACAUGAAAGAGAAGAAAUUGACAUUAUUAGGAGACAUUGAUCCAGUAAAUGCAGUUUCCAAGCUAAGAAAAUUUUGUCAUACUGAAAUAGUUUCAGUUGGACCUUCAAAACCAAAAGAAGAGAAAAAGUCAGAGGAUAAACCCUUUGAAACUUAUCCAUUAUAUUAUCAUGUGCAACCACCACAAUAUAUUCAAGAUUUCUACUAUAUUUGAUAUGCAAUAAGAAUUCAAGAUUUCUAAAGCCUUUUAGUAUGUAAAAAACAACUUUUUUUGCUCCACUGUUGUACAAGGUUAAAUAAUUGAAUAAAGUUUGGU